GGAGUUGUUGUCAGUUAUCGCAGUUAUCUUUUGCGAUAUGAUGUUGCUACAAACGUCAUUGUGUCGAAAUGAUAAUGUGCUUAAUAAUGCUUUUUGAUAUAUAAGUCUUAAUUGUCAGUCCUUUGUGUGAUACAAGCGAAAUACGAUACGUUAAACCAGCAAGAUGCUUUUACAUAUCACGUUCGUGGUCUUAUCUUUCUUCUCUAUUGCGUUUGCUACUGUGAUACAUUAUCGGCCAGAAGCUGUACAUCUUUCCUAUGGUGACACCAUUCAUGACAUUGUUGUCACUUGGAGCACAAGAAAUGAUACAAAGGAAUCAAUAGUUGAGUAUGGUAUAGGUGGGUUUAUUCUACGAGCCAAAGGAAAUUCUACUCUUUUUGUUGAUGGUGGAAAAGAAAAACAGAAACAAUACAUCCACAGAGUGUGGCUAAAAAAUUUAACACCCAACAGCAAAUACAUAUAUCAUUGUGGUAGCAGUUAUGGGUGGUCAAAUGUAUUUUAUAUGAAAACCGCACCGGAGGAUUCCACAGAUUGGUCACCACAAAUAGUUAUUUUUGGUGAUAUGGGUAACGAGAACGCACAGAGUUUGUCACGGCUACAAGAUGAAACGGAGCGUGGUUUAUAUGAUACUGCCAUUCACGUUGGUGAUUUUGCUUAUGACAUGAACACAGAUGAUGCGCGUGUAGGAGAUGAGUUUAUGCGGCAAAUUGAAUCCGUUGCCGCUUAUAUACCAUAUAUGACUGUACCUGGCAAUCAUGAAGAAAAAUAUAAUUUUAGCAAUUAUAGAGCUCGAUUUACUAUGCCUGGUGACUCAGAAGGCUUGUGGUAUAGUUUUAAUUUAGGACCUGUACAUUUUGUAGCUAUAGAAACUGAAGCUUAUUAUUUUAUGAAUUAUGGUAUAAAACAAAUGGUUAAACAAUACGAAUGGCUGGAUAAAGAUCUACGAGAAGCUAAUAAACCUGAAGCAAGAGCUCAACGUCCAUGGAUAGUAACAUUUGGACAUAGGCCAAUGUACUGCAGCAAUAAAAAUGCAGAUGAUUGUACUAAUCAUCAGAGUCUAGUUAGAGUUGGAUUGCCAUUUUUUAAUUGGUUUGGAUUAGAGGAUCUAUUUUUUAAACAUAAAGUAGAUUUAGAAAUUUGGGCGCACGAACAUAGUUACGAAAGAAUGUGGCCCAUGUAUAAUUUUCAAGUAUACAAUGGUAGUUACGAAGAGCCAUAUAGAAAUUAUAAAGCACCGGUACAUAUAGUUACUGGAUCAGCUGGUUGCAAGGAAGGUCGAGAGGAAUUUAUUCCAAAUCUACCACCAUGGUCAGCAUUCCAUAGCUCGGAUUAUGGAUAUACAAGGAUGAAAGUGUUCAAUAGGACUCAUUUGUAUCUAGAACAGGUAUCCGAUGAUAAAGAGGGUGCAGUUUUAGACAGAGUUUGGCUCGUAAAAGAGAAUCCUUUGCCACAGUAUGUAGAAGCUUCUUCUAUAAAUUAAUAAAAAUUUAAUUUUAAUUGACGCAAUACUAUAAACCGACAUAACAAAAUAUAGCAAAAUAAAAAAUAUUUAGACAAAGACAUUUAUCAAACUAUAUUGUUAAUAAAAAGUAAAUAAGAAAUUUUUUACUUCGGCUGUGUAUUAUACGUAUAAUUAUGUAAUUAUAAUUCGAAUUUGGUACACAUUUUACGUAGCUGAACAUACUACGGUCGAAAUGUAUACAUGAACAAUGUAUGAUAUUCGUAUGAGCGAGUAAAAAAUUAGUAAAUGCAAAAAA
Solenopsis invicta (red fire ant) is the source of this 1757-nucleotide messenger RNA. RefSeq names its product acid phosphatase type 7. Bases 164 to 1480 code for a protein of 438 amino acids. The record is from RefSeq and is a predicted model, not a curated record. Gene Ontology annotation, molecular function: metal ion binding; acid phosphatase activity. Lineage: Eukaryota; Metazoa; Arthropoda; Insecta; Hymenoptera; Formicidae. The transcript is spliced from 8 exons.